Messenger RNA from Rhodamnia argentea, 721 nucleotides. RefSeq lists its product as uncharacterized. Bases 1 to 714 code for a protein of 237 amino acids. The record is from RefSeq and is a predicted model, not a curated record. The transcript has a single exon. NCBI's taxonomy places the organism in Eukaryota, Viridiplantae, Streptophyta, Magnoliopsida, Myrtales, Myrtaceae.
AUGUCUCGCGCUUAUUUCUUGGGUGUCACCCUCCUUUUCCUGGCCGCUGUCGCCCCGAUUCAAGCGGUGAAGUACCAAGUCGUCGAUCGGACCAAUUACAUAGCCGGAUGCAUUCGGUUCAAGACUGAAAUCGGAUCCUUCUACACUAGGCAGCUCAUGAAAGCCGCCUCAAGCUUCAUUUGGCUGACCUUCAACGAGUCAAUCGGCGAGAGGAAGGACCACGGCCAGGUGAUGCUGGUCGUCCGCGGCUUCCGUCCAUCCCAACGCGCGCUGGUCUCGAGGACUUCCAAUGACACCAUCUUGAUCAACGCCGACCACAUCCAAAAGUAUCCUGGCGACGCGAGGUUGGAGCUCUCGGGAAUCUUGUUCCAUGAGAUGACCCACGUGUGGCAACAGUACGGGAAAGGGAAGGCCCCCCGAGGCCUUGUCAACGGCAUCGCCGACUACGUGAGGCUUAGGGCCGGGUUGGCCCCUAAGGAAUGGACUCAGAGGGGCUCGGGUUCACGCUGGGACGAGGGUUACGCCGUCACGGCCUAUUUUCUCGACUAUUGCAGCGGCCUCAAGAAUGGUUUUGUCGCCGAGCUUAAUAAGUUGAUGAAGGGUGAUUACAGCGAUGAAUUUUUUCCUGUGAUACUCGGCAAGACAGUUGAUGAACUCUGGAUGGACUAUAAAACAGAUCUCGACUUACCGGUGGAGCUUUCGAAGGCUGAAUAGAUGAUCA